AUGGCUUCUUUGACUUCGAGUUCGAGUUCGACUGGACCUGAGACUGAGGCGGCCGGGAUGGCGGCUAGGGUAGCGGUCGAUGGCGGCGGCGGGGGGGUGAGCUGCAAUGGCAAUGGCAGUGGCAGUGGGCCUGGUGGCGGCGAGGAGGAGGAGGAGGAGAUGCGGCGUGGUGGUGGUUUGGGAGAGGCACAGGCAGGGGAGAAGAAGAAGACGAAGAAGCUUCACGGACGAGCUUUCUACGAGAGUAUUGGGAGUCCGAAGUUCGUGCUUGCGCCUAUGGUUGAUCAAUCGGAGUUCGCGUGGCGGAUGCUAUCCCGCUCGUUUAUACCGGGCGACAGGCAGAGGGAUUUACUGGCGUACACGCCCAUGCUACACGCUCGUCUGUUUUGCGAGACGCCGAAGUUCAGGGACGCGCAUUUUCAGCCUCUGAGGACCUCUCUCGUUUCGUGUGGGGGUGGGGAUGGUGCGGGUGAAGGGGAACAGCAGCAGGAGGAGGUGGAGGGAAAGGAGAAGAAGGCUUUCUUGGAUGGCAAUCCGGCCGAUCGCCCGCUGUUCGUACAGUUCUGCGCCAACAACCCCGAUGAGCUGCUGAAGGCAGCGACGUACGUGGCGCCGUUCUGCGACGCCGUGGACCUCAAUCUGGGCUGUCCGCAAGGGAUUGCUCGGAAGGGGAGGUACGGGGCCUUCUUGCAGGAGGACCAGGAGUUGAUCUACUCUCUGAUCAACAAGUUGCAUCUGGGAUUGGAUGUUCCCGUCACGGCGAAGAUCCGGAUCUUGGACACGAAGGAGAAGACGCUGGCAUAUGCCCAGAAGGUGUUGGAGGCGGGCGCAAGUAUCUUGACUGUUCACGGCAGGACGCGGGAGAUGAAGGGGCACAAGACCGGGCUGGCGGAUUGGAAAAUGAUUCGCUUCCUGCGAGAGAGUCUGCCGAAGGAGACGGUGCUGUUUGCAAACGGGAAUAUCUUGCGGAAGGAGGAUAUUGAGAGGUGUCUAGAGGAGACGGGCGCCGACGCUGUGAUGAGCGCGGAGGGGAAUCUCUAUGACCCUGCGAUCUUUGCGGAUGCGCCACCUGUGGGGGAAGAGGGGAGGGAGUAUUGGAGGGGUGGCGAUGGGAAGGGUGGGUGGAGGAUGGAUGCUGUUGUGAGGAGGUACAUGGACAUCAUCCACCGCUACGUUCUGGAAGUCGAGCCGCCGGCCAGAGCACCGCUAUACCUCCCCACCGAUCCCGAUCCCGAAUCCCCUACGUCCACCACUACUCAGCCGCCAGCAGCAGCAGCAGCAGCAGAAAGCGAAAAAGACCACGGCCCGAAACGCAAAUCAGAGCAGGACCCGAGUACUGACACCGGACCCCCGGCCAAACGGCAAAAACAGCAGCAACUCAAACAGAAGAAGAGCGGCGGGGCGAGACCACCGAAAAGUACGAGCCCGAAUAUGCUCGCCAUGCAGCCGCACCUCUUCAAGCUCUUGAGGCCGCUGGUGGCGCGGCACCACAACGUGCGGGAUGCACUGGCGCGGAGCCGGGCCGGAGACAUGGAAGCCUUUGAAAACGUGCUACGCUUGGUGGAGGUUGCCUGCCGCGAGGGGAUCAAGGCCUACCACGAUACCGGGGGCCAGUCCUGGGAGCGGGAGAUGGAAGACGACGUGAGGCUGAACGCGGCCAAGGCGGCGGCGAAUGCCAGGAGGGCAAUGCUCGAGAUGAAAGGGGCUGCUGCUGUAGGGCAUCCAGCGGGGAAGAAGGGCGAGGUGGGUGUGGAUGGUGAUGGUGGAGAAGGGGGGGAGGGGGAGGGGGAGAUGGACGAGAGUUCCGUCGCGACGGUCCGGGCGUGCAAGCGGCCGUGGUGGGUUGUGCAGCCGUAUGUGCGGCCGCUGCCGAAGGAGGCGCUGGCGAAGGGGGCGCUGACUAUGAGCAAGAAGGAACGGGAGGCUUUGGAGAAGAAGGGAGAGGGAAAGGGGAAGGCCGAGGAGGGAGAAGGCGAGGGGGAUGGAGAUGGAGAUGCUAAGGGGAAGGGACCUGGGCCCCAUGUUGAGGCUGAGAAUGUUGGUGUUGGUGAGGUGGUAUUGGUUCCAAAGGAAGGGCUGGUUUGUGGAUGA
This is a messenger RNA of Drepanopeziza brunnea f. sp. 'multigermtubi' MB_m1, 2091 nucleotides long. RefSeq lists its product as uncharacterized. Gene Ontology annotation, biological process: tRNA processing. The record is from RefSeq and is a predicted model, not a curated record. Gene Ontology annotation, molecular function: tRNA dihydrouridine synthase activity; flavin adenine dinucleotide binding. Lineage: Eukaryota; Fungi; Ascomycota; Leotiomycetes; Helotiales; Drepanopezizaceae.